CAGACGGAGCCUUGCAGAGGUGGAGGGACAAGGUUGGCGGGAAGGCCCGGAGCUCUGGCACGCGGACAGGUCACAGCAGCCAGGCCACUAUGAGCCUGGUAGCCUGUGAAUGUCCACCUGGCCCAGGCCUGGAGCCAGAACCCUGUUCACGGGCCCGGUCCCAGGCCUGCGUGUACCUGGAACAGAUUCGUAACCGGGUAUCGACAGGGACAGCUGACGUGACCAAACGUGACUACCUGGUCGACGCGGCUACACAGAUCCACCUGGCGCUGGAACGAGAUGUCAGCGAAGAUUACGAGGCUGCCUUUAACCACUACCAGAACGGUGUGGACGCGCUGCUCCGCGGUGUGCACGUUGACCCCAACAAGGAGAGAUGUGAAGCUGUGAAGCUGAAAAUUACCAAGUACCUGCGGAGGGCGGAGGAGAUCUUCAACUGCCACCUGCAGCGGACGCUGGGCAGUGGAGCCAGCCCCAACACGGGUUUCAGUAGCUUGAGGCUCCGGCCCAUCCGCACACUGAGCUCUGCUCUGGAGCAGCUGAAGGGGUGCAGGGUCGUCGGGAUCAUCAAGAAGGUGCAGGUGGUCCAGGACCCAGCAACUGGAGGAACUUUCAUCCUGAAGAGCCUUCCCAGGUGUCACAUGGUGAGCCGGGAGCGACUGACUAUCAUCCCACGUGGUGUCCCCUACAUGACAAAAUUGUUGCGAUACUUCAUGAGCGAGGACUCCAUCUUCCUGCAUCUGGAGUAUGUGCAAGGAGGCACCCUCUGGUCACAUCUACUCUCCCAGGCCCACUUGCAAUACUCUGGGCUCAAGUCUGGCUCUGCCCAGGAGAAGUCGAAAGCCCAGCUCGGGCCCAGCCUCAGCCUCAUGACCCCAGCGAAGCUCCCACCAGGCCCCACCUCGAGGCAGGACAGAAUCCCAGCGGAGCCUCCAUGGACUUCCCAGAGCCUUACCCCAGCCCUCCAACUUCAGAAAGGGGCUGGCGCUGAACCUUCAUCCAGGACCAGUGCUGUCUGCUCCUCAGACCUCACAGAGGCCCCGUGUGGCCACUUGCACAGUCGUCAAGUCAGGCGAGCUGGUCAGAGUUCGAACUCAGCACCCACUCAGAGGCUCCACUGGGUACGAGAAGGGGCCGACCGGGUGCUAGGGGCCUACGGCCGAGGCAGGAGUCAGAACCCUCUGUCAGCAAACAGGGCCGGCCUGGGGACCGGAAGAGCUGCCUGGAGCCUGAGGGAGGGACAGGUGAAGCAGUGGGCAGCUGAGAUGCUGCUGGCUCUGGAGGCGCUGCAUCAGCAGGGGGUGCUGUGCCGGGACCUCAACCCACAGAACCUGCUCCUGGACCAGGCAGAAGGUCACAUCCAACUCACAUAUUUUGGCCAGUGGUCAGAAGUGGAGCCCCAGUGCAGCCAGGAGGCUGUGGACUGUCUGUACAGUGCUCCAGAGGUUGGGGGGAUUUCUGAGCUGACGGAGGCCUGUGAUUGGUGGAGCUAUGGGUCGCUGCUGUAUGAAUUGCUCACAGGAAUGGCACUGUCCCAGAGCCACCCUUCAGGAUUCCAGGCCCACACCCAGCUCCAGCUGCCUGAGUGGCUCAGUGGGCCCGCAGCCUCUCUGCUGACCGAGCUGUUGCAGUUUGAUCCCCAGCGGCGCCUAGGUGCAGGAGGUGGUGGCACCCGCAGACUUAAGUCCCACCCCUUUUUCAGUACUAUCCAGUGGAGUCGGCUAACGGGGUAGAAGGUGGGGGAGUGGACAGCACAGCUGGCCCAGGUCUCUCAGCUGGGCUGGCCCCUCUCUGCAGUGGACUUCAGGGGAAGAAUGUGGGGCAGCAGCUACCUUUUCUGCUCACAACCUGCUUGGGCCUCAGACUGCAGAAGCUGUUGGGAGGGCAGAGCUGCACCGGCCGGCCAACAGUCACCUGCUCAGCACACAGCUCGGAACUUCAGCUGAGGCCUAGCAUGUCGAAGGGUGCCUCUGCUGCCCCGGCUCAGCACUUGCUGAGCCAACUGACGAACUGGGGAACACUGCCAUUUGUACACCACAUAGGGCAUCUCUAGAGACAUCUCAGGACACUGAGCCUCUGGCUCAGAAGACCCAAACCAGGACUGUGCUGGGUCUACUUUAGUCAUGCAACCAGUAGACGGCUACAGCCAGACACUGUUCCUACAGGGUCCAGGUGCCAGGAAGGUGGUUAGUCUGUCGGGUAAAGUGGGGGUGGGGUGGGGCAUAGUAUGAUCCACUCCCCACUUCUGGCCCUUAACUUCUGAUUUUGGAGAAUAAAAUCAAGGGAGAGAAGCCAGUGGGGUUAAGAACGGGAUCAGAAAGUGGUUCCACCACUUAAGACGGACUCUGAAAACAGAAUAAAGCGCUUUAUUCAAUGGCUGGCUCCCGUGGGUCAGUGGGUUCCUCUACAGCACCAGCAGUCGGCUCUUCUCAAGUGUUAGUUUCCACUCUGCAUUUUGAUGUGAGCUUCUAUCCAUCACUGCCGCUGACUUUUAGAAUGAGAUACCAAAGAACAUACAGACCAAUUUACCCAGUGCCUUCAGACACUUCCUGGUCUCUGAAGUAAGUGGUCUCUCCAAAGACAGGCCCUCCUUAGGUCCGAGGGCUUGCCUCAAGACAACCCAGUUGCUGGGGCGUGGCACAUGCAACAAAUUUCACAUGACCAAUCCCUGUGUGCCCGUGUUUGUGCCGAUUACACGCGCUGAUACUCCAAGUGCCUGAGAAAAAAGCCUCUUCUUUCUGUGGCAUCGUUGCAUCAUUAACAUAGUGCAAGUGGCCUGGAAGGUAGCAGCCUGAGGCACAGCCUCAGAAAAAGGGAGGAAGGAAAGGCGACAGACACCUGAGCCAGUCAUGGUGCCCGAGCUUAUGAAUCACACAGGCCGCUCACGGAAGAUUCUCCCGAGAAAACAGAGGUUCUUGAGAGCUUAACUUAGAACCUGAUAAGAGACCUUCUGUGGUAACCAACCCAUAAUGCCAGACAACUUUAGCCACUGCUUUAUGGAGUACAGGUCACUUCCAGGCUGGACAUCUGGCACUGUCGAGCCAUCAGUGUGGAAUACCACGGUCCUAGUUCUGACAGGGCUUAUAGAUUGCCUUUCAAUAAAAUAGAACAGCUACGGCAGAA
Molecule: messenger RNA, 3120 nt
Organism: Apodemus sylvaticus (European woodmouse)
Lineage: Eukaryota; Metazoa; Chordata; Mammalia; Rodentia; Muridae
Gene: Rps6kl1
Product: ribosomal protein S6 kinase like 1
Exons: 11
Coding region: 90-1730 (546 amino acids)
Biological process (GO): protein phosphorylation
Molecular function (GO): ATP binding; protein kinase activity
Source: RefSeq, a predicted model, not a curated record